Messenger RNA from Homarus americanus (American lobster), 929 nucleotides. RefSeq names its product adhesive plaque matrix protein-like. Lineage: Eukaryota; Metazoa; Arthropoda; Malacostraca; Decapoda; Nephropidae. The record is from RefSeq and is a predicted model, not a curated record. The transcript has 4 exons. Gene Ontology annotation, cellular component: extracellular matrix. The coding region runs from base 25 to 669 and encodes 214 amino acids.
UCCCCCACCCACACACACACAGCCAUGUUUCACAAGGUGUUGGUGAUGGUGACGAUGGGUGUGGUGGGCGUGGCGGCAGCUCUCCCAGAGGACGGCCCCUACGGUCCAGUCAGUGGAAUUUACGGUCAACCAGACUACCGGAACGAUCCUCUGCCCUACCAGUUUGCUUACGCCAUCAAGGACGACUACGAGGGAGCCCACUACCAACAUAACGAGAAGUCGGACGGCAGCAACGUGCAAGGGUCGUACACCGUGGCACUCCCUGACGGCCGAGAACAAACAGUGAGCUAUGUGGCCGACCCCUACAACGGCUACCUGGCUAGAGUCACCUACAAGGGUCAGGCACAGCAUCCUAAUGUGUACGGUUCACCCGUCACGUUCAGGCCCGCUACCUACAGACCCGCCACUUAUGGACCCGCCAACAACGGACCCACCUACAGACCCACCACUUAUGGACCCGACAACAACGGACCCACCUACAGACCCACCACUUAUGGACCCGCCAACAACGGACCCACCUACAGACCCACCACUUAUGGACCCGACAACAACGGACCCACCUACAGACCCACCACUUAUGGACCCGACAACAACGGACCCAUCACCUACGAACCCGACACACCGAGACCAGUCAUCACCUCUUACGAACCCAAGCUGAUUUAUCAUUGAUGGACUCCAGCUGGGCCGUCACUGACAGUAGCCAGCUGGGCCGUCACAGACGGUAGCCAGCUGGACCGUCACUGAUGGACUCCAUCUGGACCGUCACUGACGGUAAUCAGCUGGGACGUCACUGAUAGACUUCAUCUGGACCGUCACUGACGGUAAUCAGCUGGGACGUCACUGACCACCAUGAACCAAAACAGUCGUCAACACUAGCUAGUCAUGUAACAAUUUUUUUUUGAAAUACUAAAAUAAACGUUUUUGAUGUC